Misgurnus anguillicaudatus (oriental weatherfish) is the source of this 1252-nucleotide messenger RNA. It is a transcript of the gene snx3, whose product is annotated as sorting nexin 3. The record is from RefSeq and is a predicted model, not a curated record. Gene Ontology annotation, molecular function: phosphatidylinositol-3-phosphate binding. Lineage: Eukaryota; Metazoa; Chordata; Actinopteri; Cypriniformes; Cobitidae. Gene Ontology annotation, cellular component: retromer complex; early endosome membrane. Gene Ontology annotation, biological process: late endosome to Golgi transport; endocytic recycling.
CUGUUCCUCAGCUGAUCGGAAGUACAGUCGAUAGUUGCUUUUUCGCGUAAACCUGUAAGGGUAGCGAUGGCUGAUGCCAUAGCAGAUACGAGAAGGCUGUACACCAAACCACAAAACCUAAACGAUGCGUACGGACCUCCGAGUAACUUCCUUGAGAUUGAUGUGUCCAACCCUGAGACUGUUGGUGUCGGUCGGAACAGGUUUACGACAUAUGAGAUCAGACUGAAGACAAACCUCCCGAUCUUCAAGCUGAAAGAGUCCCGCGUACGGAGGAGAUACAGCGACUUCGAGUGGUUGAGAGGAGAGCUGGAGAGGGAGAGCAAGGUGGUUGUUCCUCCACUUCCUGGAAAGGCUCUGUUUAGGCAGCUCCCAUUCCGUGGGGACGAUGGUAUAUUUGACGACUCGUUCAUCGAGGAACGGCGACAAGCCUUAGAACAGUUCCUCAACAAAGUGGCUGGUCAUCCAUUGGCCCAAAAUGAGCGCUGUCUGCACAUGUUCCUGCAAGACGAAACCGUGGAUAAAAACUACACGCCUUCCAAAAUCAGACAAGCCUGAACCGGUCUGGACUCUACACAUUUUUAAAACGGCCCACAAGCAAUAAGGCGGGUUUGAAUCAUUCAAAACUGAUGCAGUAUCUUAGCAUGAACCAUAGGGCACCGAAACACGUAUCGAACAUCGAAAAAAAAACGAUUCAAGAAUUAGUCAGGUCAUUAUGUCCCUUUACUUCUCCAAAAGCACUUGUCCCCCCUCAUAGAUUGAUUGGAAUCGGCCCUUAUGAAUCGAAUAUUGAACACUAUGUCUGAUCAAACUAUGAUCACGUCUGUGCUUGUGUGUAAUAAGUCGUGAUUAACGAUUAUUCGUGAAAGUUGUUUCUGAGAGCACCGCUAACUUUGAUAGUUUUUAGUACAGGAUAUUUGUCUCAAAGAAGGAAAUCGGACAAACCAAAUAAUUAUAUCACAGUUAUGCAAGCACUAUAUAACAAACACUGACUUUUCUUUGUUAUUGCUACUACCCACUUGUGUCGCUUUUCUUUAAAUGCUGAUGAACGCAUACAGCAGCCCACAGUGCAGGACGCACUUCAUUGGGAACCUGAUGUGCUGUUGUUAAUUGUGUGCUAUGUAUGCCUGUUUGUUGCAGCCAAGCCUGUUUUUACAUGGGGAGUGAUACCUACAAUGCAUGUUUCCAGAUUUGUAUACUGCUGUGCCAUUCGUUUGUUUAUGAGAAUUUUCCAAUAAAACAGAUCAAACAUGUA